UCUGCGGUGGCUGUCACCAAGGGCGGAGCUGGGGUCGCUGCCCCUCCCCCUGUCUGCAACAGUUCUCGGGCUGGGAGCGAUCACUGUCACCCCUUAACCUCUCUGUUCCUCUUCUCGGCGGCCCUCCCUUUCCCUUAUCCUUUCGUGCCCCAAACCACAUCCUGGAGCCCGCACUCCCGCACGGGCCUCCGCCGGGAAGGUGCACGGGGAGUCCUGGCCUGCGAGCUGCCCUGCGUGGCCUCCUCCUACAGCCCCUCUCCGGGCCCACCCCCUCGGCUGCACUGAUUGGCUGCUCCUGCCCCGCCCUGAGCAGGCAGGGUCCACUGUCCCGCGGAAACUUUUCUGUGCCGGGAGGAAGCUGGACAUUCGGAGACUCCCAGAAAGCAGCUCCGGAGGCUGCAGGGGUCUGGGCGGCCAUGGAGGAGCCCCCUUUGCGAGAGGAGGAAGAGGAGGAGGGGGACGAGGCUGGGCCCGAGGGGGCCCUGGGCAAGAGCCCGUUCCAGCUGACCGCCGAGGACGUGUAUGACAUCUCCUACGUGAUGGGCCGCGAGCUGAUGGCCCUGGGCAGCGACCCCCGGGUGACACAGCUGCAGUUCAAGAUCGUCCGCGUCCUGGAGAUGCUGGAGACGCUGGUGAAUGAGGGCAGCCUGACGGUGGAGGAGCUAAGAAUGGAGCGGGACAACCUCCGGAAGGAGGUGGAGGGGCUGCGGAGAGAGGGCUCGGCGGCCGCCAGGGAGGUGAACCUGGGACCAGACAAAAUGGUGGUUGACCUGACAGAUCCCAACCGACCACGCUUUACUCUACAGGAGCUGAGAGACGUGCUGCAGGAACGCAACAAACUCAAGUCGCAGCUGCUGGUGGUGCAGGAAGAGCUGCAGUGCUAUAAGAGUGGCCUGAUCCCAGCAAGAGAAGGCCCAGGAGGAAGAAGAAAAAAAGAUGCUCUGGUUACCAGGGCCAGCGAUGCCAGCAGUAACAAAGAGGAGAAGACAAUCAUAAGGAAGCUAUGUCAGUACAAUUAGGCACACCUUUCCUCCACCCCAUGCUGAAGCAAGCAGCUGGUUUGCCUUGGUUGCUUUGAGAAUGUCUGGCCUGGUGACAGUUUAUCAGCUCCCGGUCUUUUGGAUCGAAAGUGAGAAACAGCCUCGGUCAGGGAUCUCAAACUAGAAAGCCUACGGGGGCCAAGCAGUUAAUGUGGAUGAGUGGCGGGGCUGUGGGGUGGGGUGGGGGACAGUUGCCCCUCAGUUCUGUCUGGCCUAGGAAUAACAUGUUACCAGAGCUUCCGCUUCUUGAGUGAAGCCGAGAAGCCGGAUUUGUUCAUGGAAUCUGAUUUCCAAAUGCCGGCAAAUAAUUUAAGAUUAAAAAUAAAGACUGUACGAUCCAGAUGACCCACCAUCGCAGGCUGUAUCAGGUCCCAGGCCGCCAUCUGGCUCUUGCUCCAUUAUUCCUGCCUCUCAGGGAGGGCUGAGGGGACCUCGUUUUCUUCCGUUCAUUCGGUCAUUAGUCAGUCAACAAACCCUCACUGAGUCUAUGUUGUGCACCAGGUGUGGUGCUCAAGCUGGGGGUGCUGCAGUGACUUAUUUUGCAAGGACUUUGCAGACUCCAAUUUCACAGGGAAAUAAUUUUGAGGGAUCAGAGAUUCUGAGUUACCUUCCAGGGCAGGUUUAAUUAAGAUGGCUUUGUUUCAAGAGAGAGGAGAAAGUUUUUUUUUUCUUUUUCUCUUUUUGGAUCUCAGGAACAUAGGGUUGCGUUAGUGAGUCUCAGCUCAUGGCACAAUGCACCUCAUUGUGAGCAUAAGACCCCUUUCUUCUUGGUUUUAUUUGUUCCCUCUUUAUCCCCAUCCCCCAUUCCCAUUCUGCUUCCCAGCUUCCCUCCCCCUCAGCCAGUCUCAUAUGGAUAUUUAUUUACCAUAUUCUAAAAAUUGUAUAUUGUCUUUUGUGGAUGUAUUUUCAAUAGUAACUGAUAUUUUGUUUAACACUUCAUUCUGUUUCCUCGUAUUGUUUUUUUUUCUUCACUAAGAACUGUUGUUGUUUUC
This is a messenger RNA of Kogia breviceps (pygmy sperm whale), 2032 nucleotides long. NCBI's taxonomy places the organism in Eukaryota, Metazoa, Chordata, Mammalia, Artiodactyla, Physeteridae. The record is from RefSeq and is a predicted model, not a curated record.